AUGGCCAGGUCCGAUUGCACGCAGGAGGCGCCGUGCUACGACCCGGUCAACAAGGAGUGCGUUGCCGGCGAUCGCGCGCGCGACAACGGUGCCGGGCUCGUCUUCUGCGCGCCGCUCGUCGGAUCCUGCACGUACAAAGGGUGGUGCUACGACGUGAACUCACGCUGCGUCUGCACGGGCGUGCGUCCGUGUUUCAAAUUCACACAGGCGUACGGAACGGUCUGCGUGGCAGAAAAUGCCGAGUGCACCGCCGGCACGAGCAUCUACAACGAGCUCUGUCCUCCUAGCGAUGUCACGGUCUCGCCGACGUCAGCUCCCACGUCCAGUGGCGCAACCACAAACAACGCGUCGACACCGACAUCGACAAGACAACCUUUAUCAUGGACGCCCACACCGACGCCCACACCGACGCCCACGCCGACGACUAGCCAUGUGGCCUCUUCGUCGGGGUCCAGUUCGUUUUCGACGAUCUUCACCGUCGGUGGCGUCAUCCUCAGCGUCGUGGUCGUUGCGUACGUGAUCCUCCGGAAGCGUUGUCGCCAGCGCCCUGCGCCGGUGCAGCAAUACCAUGCGUACGAAGAACCGGCAGCCGACCGACCGCUGACGCCCGUGUAUGCCUACCCCAUGGCGACCCAGUCGUACAAGCCAUCAACGGCAACGACCCACGCUACGAGCUCGACGCGAACGACGACUGUGCACUCGACGCAAUCAACGACACCGGCGGUAGCCGCCAUGGAUCCCGGCGCCUUCAACAUGAGCGACUUGGAGAUGUAUCGCAUCUCGGGCGCCGACGUCACGGUCGUGAAAACGCUUGCGAGCGGCGGCUACGGCGUCGUGUCGCUUGCGACGCUGCAUGGCGCGCGCGUCGCGCUCAAGAAGCUCACGGCUGAGAAGGAGUGGUCGUCCGAGGACGUGGCCAAGUUCAUCGCCGAGAUCCGGCUCAUGACCAAGAUGUCGUCACUUUUUAUUGUCGGCUUUGUGGGCGUUGUGUGGACGCGACCGACCGACGUCAUGCUCGUGACCGAGUUCAUGGACGCCGGCGACCUCCGCGACGUGCUCCAGAGCCAACCCGACUUGCUGUGGGCGACCAAGCUCUCGAUUGCCUUCGAUAUCGUCCAAGGGCUCGUCUACCUCCACACCCUCGAGCCCAAGGUGCUGCACCGCGACCUGAAAUCCCGCAACGUGCUCCUCAACACGAGCAUGGCGGCCAAGCUCACGGACUUCGGCAUCUCGCGCGAGCUGGACGACGCGACCAUGACCGCCGGCAUCGGCACGUACCGCUGGAUGGCGCCCGAGGUGCUGCAGGAAGGCCACUACGACGAGUCGGCCGAUAUCUAUGCGCUCGGCGUGCUGCUCACCGAGAUCGACACGCACGCUGUGCCGUACGCAAACCUGCGCAACGCCAGCGGCCGGCCGUACACGGACACGGCGAUCAUGGCCAAGGUCAUGACCGGCGAGUUCCGACCGAGUUUCUCGCAUGCAAGCCCGGCCUGGUACCAAGAGCUCGGCGUUGCGUGCAUGUCGCAAGACCCAACGCUUCGACCCACCGCGAUGCAAGCGGCCUCGACGUUGCAUCGGGAAGUUCGCCGCGUCGAGGGAAAGUAA
Saprolegnia parasitica CBS 223.65 is the source of this 1605-nucleotide messenger RNA. Its product is annotated as TKL protein kinase. The transcript has 2 exons. The coding region runs from base 1 to 1605 and encodes 534 amino acids. Gene Ontology annotation, molecular function: protein kinase activity; ATP binding. The record is from RefSeq and is a predicted model, not a curated record. Lineage: Eukaryota; Oomycota; Saprolegniomycetes; Saprolegniales; Saprolegniaceae. Gene Ontology annotation, biological process: protein phosphorylation.